UCUGCGUCGCCCUGCCAAGGGGCAGUCGCUUCCUCCUGGGCAAAUAGUCCUCGGCGGGGUCCGAGUUCUUGGGUAAAUCUGCAGGCGGAGGCGCUAAAAGUUGCAGUCUGAGAGAGGCACGGGAUCGGCCCGAAGAGCGCGCUCGUGACGGAAGUGUCUACGGUGGUGUGUGAAGUUAAACACUCCCUUCCUCCCGAGGAUCCCUCCGCCUGCGGUAGCGGUGGUGAGGCCGAGGGAGCCGCCAUUUUGGAUGUUCGGUUCCUGCUGCCACUGCUGCCGCCGCCCCCGAAGCUGCUGGUUUCAGUCGAGGUUUCGGGCCGAGGAUGCCAGCCCCCAUCAGAUUACGGGAGCUGAUCCGGACCAUCCGGACAGCCCGAACCCAAGCUGAAGAACGAGAAAUGAUCCAGAAAGAAUGUGCUGCAAUUCGUUCAUCAUUUAGAGAAGAAGACAAUACAUACCGGUGUCGGAAUGUGGCAAAACUACUGUAUAUGCACAUGCUGGGCUAUCCUGCUCACUUUGGACAGUUGGAGUGCCUCAAACUUAUUGCCUCUCAAAAAUUUACAGACAAACGCAUUGGCUACUUAGGAGCAAUGCUGCUGUUAGAUGAAAGACAAGAUGUCCAUCUUCUCAUGACCAACUGUAUCAAAAAUGAUCUUAAUCACAGCACGCAGUUUGUGCAGGGGCUAGCACUUUGUACCCUCGGCUGCAUGGGCUCCUCAGAGAUGUGCAGAGAUCUUGCAGGAGAGGUAGAGAAGCUCUUGAAAACUUCCAACUCUUACUUAAGAAAAAAGGCAGCACUGUGUGCUGUUCAUGUCAUCAGGAAGGUUCCUGAACUUAUGGAGAUGUUUUUGCCAGCAACAAAAAAUUUAUUGAAUGAGAAGAACCAUGGUGUCCUUCAUACAUCUGUAGUCCUCCUCACAGAAAUGUGUGAGCGAAGCCCAGAUAUGCUUGCACAUUUUAGAAAGAAUGAAAAGCUUGUGCCCCAGUUAGUUCGUAUUCUAAAGAACCUCAUUAUGUCCGGAUAUUCUCCAGAACAUGAUGUUUCUGGUAUCAGUGACCCUUUUUUGCAGGUACGAAUCUUACGGUUAUUAAGAAUUUUAGGAAGAAAUGACGAUGACUCAAGUGAAGCUAUGAAUGAUAUAUUAGCACAGGUUGCCACUAAUACAGAGACUAGUAAAAACGUAGGAAACGCUAUUCUUUAUGAAACAGUUUUGACUAUCAUGGAUAUUAAAUCAGAGAGUGGACUACGAGGAGAGCAAAAGUAUGCACCUUCUAAACGGUGGCAUAUAGACACAAUUAUGCGUGUUCUGACAACGGCAGGAAGUUAUGUUCGUGAUGAUGCAGUCCCCAACUUAAUUCAGUUAAUAACUAAUAGUGUGGAAAUGCAUGCUUAUACAGUCCAGCGCUUGUAUAAAGCAAUUCUUGGUGAUUAUUCUCAACAACCUUUGGUACAAGUAGCUGCAUGGUGUAUAGGUGAAUAUGGUGAUCUUCUUGUGUCUGGCCAAUGUGAAGAAGAAGAGCCUAUUCAGGUAACGGAGGAUGAAGUCUUGGAUAUUUUAGAAAGUGUUCUAAUCUCUAACAUGUCCACCUCUGUGACACGAGGUUAUGCCCUCACUGCCAUUAUGAAGCUUUCUACUCGAUUCACCUGCACUGUAAACCGAAUUAAGAAAGUGGUUUCCAUUUAUGGAAGCAGCAUUGAUGUGGAACUCCAACAGAGGGCAGUAGAAUAUAAUGCACUUUUUAAGAAAUAUGACCACAUGAGGUCUGCCCUACUGGAGAGGAUGCCUGUUAUGGAAAAAGUGACCACAAAUGGCCCAACUGAGAUUGUGCAGACAAAUGGGGAGACAGAACCAGCUCCACUAGAGACUAAACCACCACCCUCUGGGCCACAGCCCACCAGCCAGGCCAAUGAUUUAUUGGAUUUGUUGGGAGGAAAUGACAUAACACCUGUUAUUCCAACUGCACCUACAAGCAAACCAGCUUCUGCUGGUGGAGAACUUCUUGAUUUACUGGGAGAUAUCACCCUUACAGUUUUCAAAGUCUAUGGCCAUUCAUGUGUAAAUACAACUGAAAAAGUGUCUUUACAAACAUUCCAGCUGCAGCUUCUAUCUCCCAGCAGCAGCAUUGUCCCAGCAUUUAAUACAGGAACCAUCACACAAGUUAUUAAAGUUCUGAACCCACAGAAGCAACAGCUGCGAAUGAGGAUCAAGCUCACAUAUAAUCACAAGGGCUCAGCAAUGCAAGAUCUAGCAGAGGUGAACAACUUUCCCCCUCAGUCCUGGCAAUGAGGGUCCAGCACCAUUCUCAUUCUUAUCCCACUCAAUCAAAGGAACUCUGGGAAGGAGGUUGUGAUUGCUGGCAAGUUCCCCCCCCCUCCCCCCCAACUGUACCACGGGCAUGAGGAGCAGAAGAGAACUGUUGAGGAGGAUUUUCCUGAAGUUACUGCUGACCUUGAAGCAUUGUUAAAGACUAACAUCCUCUCCUCUGCUGUUGAGGCUGGCUGCUUCUGGAGGCUACUUUGCACUCUUCCUCCUCUUCCCCCUUUUCCGUACUUCACCCCUCCUACAUUUGCAGCCAGAAUCAACAUUCCCUGGGCUCCUGAGGCAAUAAGCAGCUGGUCUGGAGGAAAGGAUUGGAAUUCAUGGCGAGAAAACACUCACCCUGUCUCUGCAGCCAAGAGUGGUCCCUUCUUUUUACUGUUGUUUCUCUGCGGACUGGGCAAGGUGGGGAAUUUAUUCCUCACUAGCUGGGUUACCAUCUUCAGGCGCUUUUCACAUCUGGCAUAUGGAAUGGAAAUGUAACAAUGAACAUUAGGGAGCCCUGCCUUUUUCUAUUGGUUCCCCCAAGGUUUGAAAGAGGCAUUAGGCUCCUGGUAGCCUUUUCUGUGCAUUGCUGUAAACACACAGACACACACAUGUAUGUAUGUUUGUUAUCCAGAACUGGUCAGACCUUGAGAGGUUAUUUAUAAACACUGGACAGAUGCAGUUAAAAAGAGCUUUUGUUGAGAUUUGGCAUGAAGGAUAUGGUGCUCUAUUUGUAAUAGAAACUUCCAAGGCUCUUCCAGCUUCCCUUUCUCUCCAUUCUCUAGCUGUAGUCCUAAGCAUUCUCCAUGAUUUUCAAAAUUGACUCCCUUUCAAGUGCAAAUGGACAUGUUCUGAAAGAUACAUUAAUAGUUAUUAAUGACCCUAUUUCAACCAGAAAUUUUAAAGUUUCCCCCAAACCUGUCACUUGCUUGUUUGAACUGUGGUGAAUGGGUAGAAAGAGGAGUUUAACCAGUUUUAAAGAGCAGACUCGUUAACAAAAUACUUGUGCUCAGGAAGAGCAGUAUCAGACUCAUCCUGGAGCAUAUUGGAGUCAUCCAUUACUCCAGUCCUCCCUUUUUAUUUCCUGAGCCUGGCUUGGACCUUGGCAUUCCGUUUGAAUUCCUUCUUCUAACUGGAACAUUUGUGUUGUAUCUGUAACACUGGCACUGAAAUAAAGACCACGCGGUUAAAGAACUCUUCCUAUAUUGUACUUUAUGGUGUUGGAGUGAAGCCUUGUAGCUUCCUUGUCCCUUGCCUAAGGAAGUCUUAUGGUCACCAUAGGGUAGGAAUGCCCCUUCCCUGAGGCUGAAUAAUUGGUCUCUUGAAAGAGGCCAAUCUCAUGAAUAAUACCUGCAUUAAAGACUUGAGCUUCUUAAACUAGUAAGAAUGCUGAGCGAUUUUUAGAAAGGAUUCCUAUGUUACAAAAGCUUAAGACUUGCUGGAAUGAAGUAAAAGGUGACUUGCUGUGGUACAUAUUGAGUGUACUAUAUACCUUCAGGUAUGCAAGCAUCAUGUCUUAAAUACUACAGAAACAAGUGGGGUCUACCUUUUAAAAUGCUUGCAACUGUUACUGUACUGUACAGUAUGACUACUUUGGCUUCAGUUUUAAACAUAAAUACAGAUAUCUUUUUCUCCCCCUCUCCCCCCAAUUCCACCAAGCCUUUACUUAAAAAUCUUCAGUGUCUUGUCAGCCUAGCACUGUAUCAGAUGCUAGACUAGUCUAACAUUUGACAAACUGAAGUUGAACUAAAGGCUCUAAAAGGGAAACUUUCUGGGCUUAUCAGUGUAUAAGAGUAAAGCUACUGAAACUUACUCUAUUGGGUAACUGGUUGGCUGAGUCCAAAACAGGACAAUGUCUCCUGUUUUCAGUAAAGUAAGUGUUGGACUAGUGCAUAUUUCACACAACUGCUCUGCCUGUGUAAUGAAAAGUAGCCUUUAAAGGUUCCACGUAAAUUGAUUUCAUUGGAUGGAUAUUUAAUGCUGUGAAACAUGAUAGGAUUAACAUAAUAUUGGUGGAUUUCUUGAAUAGAAUUUGUCUUAACAUUCCUCUUUGUGUAGAGGCUUUAUUUUCUUCCUUGUGUUUGUGGCUAACCAACCAGCUCAGGUGUGGUUUUUUUUAUUUUGUCUGUUCGUUUGUGUUUUUGUUUUGUUUCUUCUUGUUGUUGAAGUGGGUUGACUCUCUUGAGAAAUCUGCGCCAAGACUGUGGUAUAAGACAGUGCCAGAUCAGAGUUUUGAGGGAGUGUUUAUGAUCACCUAGGGCUUUGUCUAGAAGGAAUAAAAUAUCAUGGCCUUAACACAAAGGGUGCUGUGUAGGAUUGAAAUGAUUUCAGAGACUGAGCCUGGUACAAUACAUACUGAAGGACUAGGAGCCAAAUAACUGCCUAGGAUACUGAUGGUUGUGAAGACUUUCAAAUGAUUGGAUCUUGGAAAGCUUCAGUGUGCCUUAGUUUCUAGGAUCAGCAUUAGUUCUCUUUCUUGGCCUUGCAGCUAAAAGGAGAAAUCUCUUAAUUUCUGUGAACACUUGCACAUUUCAGUAAUUCCUUUCCCAAAUAUAGUCAUUCAAGGGGGAGCAAAUUCAGACUGAUUUUUACAACUUCAGAGCCAUUGUAAAGGAGGAACGCCUGGUUUCUGUGACCAUGGGAAAACCCCAGGGUGAUAAGCAGUGAGCCCUCACUUAGACAAUUUCACAUGUACUUGUACCUCAGCAUUUCCCUUUUGGAGAAUAGUUUGUAUCCUGUUAUUUUCUCCACCCUCAAGUAAUCCUAGGGAGAAUUCAUCUAAGUAAUCUCAAAAAAAAAACCAAAACAAAACUGUAAGAAGGGUGCUUUCCCUGAGAAGCUCCUCCCACAUUGCUUUGGUGCUGUUACUUUGAAGUGGUUUGGGUAAUGGUGGAAGUUUUUUGGUGUUUUGUUUUGUUUUUUGGUGGUUCUGGGGCUUGAACUCUGGGCCUGGGCACUGU
Messenger RNA from Dipodomys ordii (Ord's kangaroo rat), 5263 nucleotides. RefSeq names its product adaptor-related protein complex 1, gamma 1 subunit (gene Ap1g1). Gene Ontology annotation, cellular component: Golgi apparatus; AP-1 adaptor complex; membrane coat. The transcript has 22 exons. Gene Ontology annotation, molecular function: clathrin-cargo adaptor activity. Bases 324 to 2288 code for a protein of 654 amino acids. Gene Ontology annotation, biological process: receptor-mediated endocytosis; Golgi to vacuole transport; intracellular protein transport. Lineage: Eukaryota; Metazoa; Chordata; Mammalia; Rodentia; Heteromyidae. The record is from RefSeq and is a predicted model, not a curated record.